Phlebotomus argentipes is the source of this 1832-nucleotide messenger RNA. Its product is annotated as WD repeat-containing protein 43. Gene Ontology annotation, molecular function: protein binding. NCBI's taxonomy places the organism in Eukaryota, Metazoa, Arthropoda, Insecta, Diptera, Psychodidae. The record is from RefSeq and is a predicted model, not a curated record. The coding region runs from base 60 to 1805 and encodes 581 amino acids. Gene Ontology annotation, cellular component: nucleolus. Gene Ontology annotation, biological process: maturation of SSU-rRNA from tricistronic rRNA transcript (SSU-rRNA, 5.8S rRNA, LSU-rRNA). The transcript is spliced from 3 exons.
CUCAAUGUUUGGUGUUUGCGCGUUGUCAGCCCUGUCUGGAGUGUGUGUGUUUUUUCAAGAUGAGCCAACACGCGAGUUCUUUCUCUCCGUGCGGGAAAUUCUUCGCGAAUAUUAGUGAAGAUGGCAAGGUGAAGAUCUGGGACGUGGAGACUAAUGAUGUAAAGCACGAUUACUCCACCAGCAUCGUGCAUAACAGCUCCUGCUCCUGUCUCACGUGGGUUUCCCUCAAGCAUGGACUGGGUAAACAAUCUCGCCGGUCGUCCGCGUCCGGACAGCAUUUCCUGGCUCUGGGCACUUCUGUGGGCAGCGUGCUAAUCUUUAGUCUCAGCUCAGGGAAGGUUGAGCACACUUUGAAGGGCAAUGGUCACAUGGGCGCUGUUCUGGGCAUCGCUAGCGACUCUGCCACUCAUCUCUAUACCUGUGGCGAGGACUGCAAGGUGAUCCUGUGGGAUUUGGAGAAGGGAAGCUCCGUCAAUGAGUUCAGCACGUCAAAUGAUCGCGUUUCCUGCCUCAGCGUCACAACUUCCGGCGAUAUCGUUACGGCAUCGCGCCAAGUAAAGCUCUGGAAAGCCAGCACGCGUCAGUGCAUGCAAACAUUCACCGGGCACACAUCGACAGUGACUCACGUGAAGACUUUCACGACGGGAGAACAGGAAUUCGCCGUGACAGCGUCUAAAGUGGACAGAAUGCUGUCUCUGUGGAGUCUCGAGGGCGGUAAGAGGAAGGAAUCCUGUGCAACUUUCAUCCUGGAUGAUCUCGUGGCCACGCUAGACGUUGAUGCACACGAAGAGGGCGUGAGACUCCUCGCAGCCACGAGAAGUGGCGUUGUGCACUUCUUCGAAGAGACACUGGAGAAGAUUCUCGCCUCGGCGAAGCCUCUGAAAGCGCGCUGGAGAGUGUCAGUGAUCGCGGAUGAUAGGAAGACGGCAGAAUCCCUGCCCGUGGUGGCGGGAAAGUUUGCGGGCAGCGUUAUUUUGGCGUACGGAGGCGCCGGAUGCCUGAGAUUUGAGAGUGUGACGCUGAAGAGAGAGGAACCGCAUGAAAUCCUCAUUAGGGAUGAUCCCAGAAAGGUCAAGAAGGGCAAGGAUGUGGCUGGGAAGCGCGCUGUGGCGGAUCUUGCGAAGGUGGACUACGCUCUGGGCGGAGAAGUGAAGAAGAGCGUGAAGACAGCGGAGAUUCCCAUGGAGAAGAGGCUGGAGAAUUUGGCGCUGUCCAAAGAUCAGCCGGCAGGUCAAAUCACACCGGCAAAGAACAUGCACUACCUCAUCCAGGCGCUACAGAGUCGCGAUCAGGCGGUGCUGCAAGAUGUUCUGCUGACGAAGGACAAGAACAGCGUGAGGAGCACGCUGAAAUAUCUUCCGCCGCAGUUCAUUAGGCCGCUGGUCGAGGAACUGACGGGAUUCAUGCGGAGAAAGAUGAGGAACUGCGAGUGCGCUACGAUUUGGAUGCGAGCGCUGAUUGAGCUGCACGCUGGCCAGAUGAUGGCGAUUGGCGCGGAGGACUUGAGGGAGCAAAUGAGGCCCUUCUUGGGCAUCGUUGAGCAUCGUGUGCACAAUCUGCAGGCGCUGACACGCGCCAGAGGACGCCUGGAUCUCAUCCUGGCGCAGAUUCGCGGGAAUUGCAGUGUGGAUCGCGACGAAAUUGCCAAGAUCAGUCAAAAUCUGAUCGUGCAUCGCGACCAGGCGAGCGACUCAGAGUCGGAGAUUGGCCUGGACGAGCAGAGCGACAACGAGAGUUGGGAGGAUGAGAGCGGCGAGAGUGACGAGAGCGAGGAAGUGGAUGAGAAGAUGGAUGUUUCGGAGUAGGAAACUGAAUAAAAAGUGAUUUUUGUA